Molecule: messenger RNA, 4324 nt
Organism: Coturnix japonica (Japanese quail)
Lineage: Eukaryota; Metazoa; Chordata; Aves; Galliformes; Phasianidae
Gene: SLC12A8
Product: solute carrier family 12 member 8
Biological process (GO): potassium ion import across plasma membrane; potassium ion homeostasis; chloride ion homeostasis
Cellular component (GO): membrane
Molecular function (GO): potassium:chloride symporter activity
Source: RefSeq, a predicted model, not a curated record
GAAAAGGAAGCUGCAGCCGGGAGAUGGAGUGGGGCUGCUGCCCCAGCAGUGCUGAGCAAUCGAUCCCACCGCUUGUAGGGUGCUGCAGUGCGGGGCCCUAUGGGUGUCCCAGUGGUGUGUGGGGCUGUGCUCACAUGGCCUUUAUGGCUGCUGGGGUAAGAAAAUAACAGGGGAACAGCCUUGAGCAGGUUGGGAGCUCCCAUGUGUAGCAGUGCUGCUGCCUUAUUUCCUUUACAUCCCCGUCUCGCUCAGGGCCUCACAGUCAGGUGGGUUUUUCUUUUUAACGGGCUGCUUCAGUGGCUCUAUGAGCUAAAUGAAUGCAUCCAUACAGGUGUAUAAGCUGCUGUAGAAUUGAAUAAUAGAAGAGGGGGUGAUAGCAGGAGAACAGUGCCUGCAUAUGGAUUUGGAGUCUUCUAACUCUAAAAGAAAAGGAAAGAAGCCCCUCCUCUAUGUGGCUGUAGGUAUCUAGGAGGGCAGUGGUUCCUUCUGGGUCAGCUCCAGGAAUGAAACCCCCAGAGAAGUGCUUGUGCCAGCUUUUCCCUUCUGGUCGGGUCAUGGAAUCAUUAAGGUUGGAAAUGACCUCUAAGAUCACUGAGACCAACCAUCAACCCAUGCCCACUGAUCACAUCCCUCGGUGCCACAUCUCCAUGGUUCUUGGACAUUAACAGGGACAGUGACUCCACCGCCUCCCUGGGCAGCUGUGCCACUGCUGUUCUAUUCUUUCUGAGAAGAAAUAGUUCCCAAUAUGCAACUUGAACCUCCCCUGGCUCAACUUAAGGCUGUUUUCUCUUGUCUUGUGGCUUUUACCAGGAAGAAGAGGCCAACUCCCACCUCACCACAACCUUUCCUUACCAUCCUUGCACUGCACUGGAAGAGAGGGGGGUAGCAGGGCCCUCUGUCAGACAGAGAGUAUGGAGGCAGGGCUCUAGUCUGCAAAACAGUGCAGCAGAGGGGAAGGUGAUAAGUGCUGUGCAACUGUCAGUGGUGCUGGGAAGUGCUCUGUAUGUAUCAUGUCAUAACAGCGCAGGAGAAUGGAACAGAAUGAGCAGGCGCCAGAUUUAAAGCCAAGUGAAAGGAAAUACUUCUCCCAGACAGCACAUAAGGAAGCUGUGAAGCCAGUGCUGCAGGAUGCUGGGGUUGCCAGGAAAGGACUGAGCAAGGCCCACCAAGGGCUGUUAAGUGAUAGAGUUGAGAGAGUAUUGUGGUGGUGCUGUGCUCUGUGGUUCAGCAUUGGCCAUCGGCUCUGGCUGGUUAACAGCCUCAUGCUUCUGCAGGCUGAGAAACAGCAGCAGUGCCUUCUGUCAGUCCUCCUUCCACAGGAACUGCACUAAGACCAUGAACCUACAGCGGGGGAUCGGGCGCUGCAGGAGCUUGGCAGAGGAGAAGAGCUGAUGUGCUGGGCUCUGAUCCACCAGCUGCAGGGCAGAGGCAGUGUAAAGGGCACGAUGAACAUCCCACAUGGUGCCAGAGGUGAGGGCCAUGUGCAGGAGCUGUUCCACGAGGAGGCCCAGCAGGGAUCCCAAACACAGAGCAGACCCUGGUGGAAGAUCCAGCUGUUUGUAUGGGAGCCGGUGCUUUUUGGGACGUGGGAUGGCGUCUUCACCUCCUGCAUGAUCAACAUUUUUGGAGUGGUUCUUUUCCUGAGGACGGGAUGGCUUGUGGGAAACACUGGUGUUGUGAUGGGCAUGUUUCUGGUGUCCUUUGUGGUCCUGGUUGCGCUGGUGACGGUCCUAUCUGGAAUUGGGGUCUGUGAGAAGUGCAGCAUUGGAAGUGGAGGCGUCUACUCCAUGAUCUCUACUGUCCUUGGAGGUCAAGUCGGGGGGACCAUUGGGCUCCUUUAUAUUUUUGGCCAGUGUGUUGCAGGUGCCAUGUACAUCACCGGCUUUGCAGAGUCCAUUGCAGGUGUACUGAACCUCAGCAACAUCUGGGCAGUGCGGGGCAUUUCCCUGGCGGUGCUGCUGGGGCUGCUUGGGAUCAACCUGGCAGGGGUGAAGUGGAUCAUCCGCCUCCAGCUCCUGCUGCUCUUCCUGCUGGCUGUCUCAACGCUGGACUUUGUCAUUGGGUCCUUUUCACACCUUGAUCCAGAGCAUGGCUUUGUUGGCUACUCGGAAGAGCUUUUGUUUAACAACACGCUGCCAGACUACAGCCAGGGGGAGUCCUUCUUCACUGUUUUUGGAGUGUUCUUCCCAGCUGCCACAGGUGUGAUGGCUGGGUUCAAUAUGAGUGGAGAUCUCCAGAAGCCUGCUACCAACAUCCCCCUGGGGUCUCUGGCUGCUAUUGGCACCUCGUGGUUUCUCUACAUGGUCUUCGUCUUUUUGCUAGGAGCCACUUGCACCCGUCAGUCUCUCCGCUACGACUUCAUGAUAGCAGAAAAGGUAUCUUUGGUGGGUUUCUUGUUUUUGCUAGGGCUGUACAUCUCAUCCCUGGCCUCCUGCAUGGGAGGGCUCUACGGAGCACCCCGAAUCCUGCAGUGCAUCGCCCAGGAGAACGUGGUCCCCAUGCUCGCCUUCCUUGGACGCGGGAAAGGACCCAACAAGACUCCAGUGGCUGCAAUUUGCUUAACAAGUCUCAUCACCAUGGCUUUCGUCUUCAUUGGGCAAGUGAAUGUUCUUGCUCCAAUAGUCACCAUCAUCUUCAUGUUGACAUAUAUUGCUGUAGACUACUCCUAUUUCUCGAUCUCCUUGAGCUACAACAUUCAGCAAAAGCCUGGCAAGACACUGGUGGAAAACUCUAAGACUCCUCACUCUUCCCAGCCUUUGAUUUUCAGCAGGCCCUCCAGCCACGCAUCCGAUGGAGUAAUUCAAAGCAGAUCAAAUGGCACCUUGCUGGAAUUCAGGAAAGACAUGGACCAGCUUUUUAAACCAUUUUGUAAUGAGCCAGGUGCUGGCAAAAAGGAAGGAGCUGAGAAUCUAGUGCAAAAAGUCAAGCAGAAAAAAGCAAAGAAGCCAGCCAAGCAAAUGUUACAAGACAGCUUUCUUCUGGAUCUUGAUCACGAUGCUCCUCCAGCUCGCUGUGGGUGGGAUGAGACUGCAGAGCCCCCACCCAAAAGCCAGCAGUAUGAGAUGGGACCGUGCUGGUCACUGCCUGCUGUGGAUCACCAGGGACCACCUGAGCAUGGAGAGCAGCUCUACAGCAAGGCGCCAGAGGUCCCAGAUCAUGGGAUGGAAGAAUCAUCUACAAGGCAGCAAAAUCCAGAGCUGGAAAUUCAGCAAAUUCAAAAAUCCUUCUACUCCAAAUUCUGCAAUUACUGGGUUUCCUUUGCUGGUGCAAUUGUGUCCCUCAUCAUAAUGUUUGUCAUUCAGUGGAUCUACACCCUUGUCAGCCUGGGGGCAGCGGUCGUUCUGUAUUUCUACAUUGGCCAAGUGAGUCCAGGACUCCCCCUGGGAGCAGCAGCAAAUUUCAGUUUGUUCAGCUGGAUUAAGUCUGUUUUGACCACCUCAUGCAGGAGGAGGCCGUUGCCGAAGGAGCAGAUCGUGGUGACCCCAGCCUUGGCGACAGUGGGCAUGGAGACCAGGCAGCUCACAGAGGAGAAUGAGGACUUUGCCUCCAGGGACCGCUACCACCAAUCCUCCCUCAUCAGCAGGGAAGAGUUUGGGAAUCAGUUUCAGUAAACUUGGAGGCUGAAAAACAGCAAGCUGUCAUUUCAGAAAGGGCUGAUGAGUGCCAAUCACUGCUGACGUACCUUGUGAAAUACUUGAAUGUGUACGGAAAGGAUGUGAAGAGUUAUUUACGUGCUCGAGGCUUGUUUGUUUGUGCAAGCUACUACAUGGCCAAGUUUCAAAUCUCAUCCUAAAGGGAAAAGAAAAAAAAAGAAACCUGCUUGUUUUAUACCUCAGAGUUUCAGUGACCAAAUCUUAGCACUUUAAGGUGUUAGAUCAUAGGCCGGAGUCAGUGGCAAGUGCAAGAGGACUAUGAAAUAUAUUCAAAACUAGAACUGAACCUGUGCCUUUAUAUGCAGCAGUGCAGCAUGGUAAAAACUACUGUGAAACGGUGAUGUGAUGCCUUAGAAGCUUUUCAUAGUGGCUUCCCACAUCCUUUCUGAAACAAGAGCCAGGAUCUGAGAGUACAGCUAUCUCCAAAUAGCACAUCUCUUGGCUAAAAGGAGAGAUGAUUCAGAAGUGCCUUAACAAGAUACAUUUAACCUUAUUUUGCUAAUUCUGCUUAAAGCUCAUCCUGUACUGAGCUUUAUAGAUGCAUACGCAUAAGUAAAAAGGGGGGGAGGGAAGGGAGGAAUCACUGCCUCUCCCUUCUUGUAAUCUCUGAUCACUUCAGCCAUUAAAUUAUUUAUUUCUCCUUCUGUGCAAUAAAAACGUCAGCAUGGGGA